AUGGCUCCUCAGUUGUCUUUUCAAGGUUCGCAUAACAGCAGCAAGACUCGUGGGAGAAGGAGGAAGUGCUUCUGUGGGGAGAGACCAGUGUUGCGGACAUCAUCUACAAUGGAGAACCCAGAAAGAAGAUUCUGGGGAUGCGUCAACUAUCAGAUCAGAGAAGAAUGCGAUUAUUUUGCUUCGGCAGAGGCUGAAGGGCAAGAUGCACAAAUUCAGAGACUGAAGAAAAAAGCAAGUGUGUUGAAGAAAAAUCUGCAAAAAGCUGAAAAAAAAUUUGCAUUGGCACUUGCUGUUGGAAUUCUUGGAUGGAUAAUGGCUGGGCUGUUGCUAUAUAAUCGAUUUAAUUGA
Arachis ipaensis is the source of this 348-nucleotide messenger RNA. RefSeq lists its product as uncharacterized. The record is from RefSeq and is a predicted model, not a curated record. Lineage: Eukaryota; Viridiplantae; Streptophyta; Magnoliopsida; Fabales; Fabaceae.